This is a messenger RNA of Cyclocybe aegerita, 864 nucleotides long. The record is from the annotation of a GenBank genome assembly. Lineage: Eukaryota; Fungi; Basidiomycota; Agaricomycetes; Agaricales; Hemipholiotaceae.
AUGAUCGUCCCAGAGGAAAGCGCAGAGAAACGUCCCAGACGCCUCGCACCGGGACCCAGUGCAGACCCCUUUGACUCGGAGAAUCCGAGAGACAGUGUAGGGCCCCCACCCUCGUACAACGAGAUGGCAAGUACCAGUGCUCCUACUGUGGUGUCGUCGCCCACUAUCAUCGACCGUGACCACAAGACUAGGCCGCCCCCCGACCUCGAAGACGGACCACGCAACGCCUAUGGGUACGGCUACGCUCAGGAAGGAGCGGGACCGAGCGCGUCAUACUACACUCCUAUGUCGUCCGCGAUGGCUGCAACCUCAUUUUCGUCUCCCGGGGCCGCCGUCCUGCAAUCCUUGUCGCGUCCACCACCGCAAGAGCUAACGUUCCCGCCUUUCGACCCAAUGUUCCUCGUUGCGUCAGGGAAGAAUCUCGACAAAGGCUUUCCACAGACCCCACCACCAACCCGGUCCCACCCUCAUCCGUUCAUCACCCACGACGUCAACGAGCUUGAUUGGCUAGGGUUCCUUUCCGAGAUGCGUAUGGCCGGUUCGUUGACCGAGAAGGACGUCAGUAGAUCUAACGUCCCCUUCAUCUCCAUUGUCCCUUUCAUCGGUUGGGCGAGCUCAUACGGAAUACAGCAGUUUAUGAAGAGUAGGAAAGGGCAGAACGUGCUUAAGGUUAUUGAGAAAUGGAAUCAUCAUUUCUUCGAGCCUCGGAGGAUGCGAGUACUUCUGUUGAAAGGACACACAAAACUUAAUAGGGAAAGCGAGGCUGCAGGUGCGACCCUCCAUUACCCCACUCCAUCCCAAGUGUUUGCCUCCAUUCCCGAAGGUGACAGCACCUUCAGACUUUUCAUUGUAUCCAUUGAGUAA